Messenger RNA from Musa acuminata AAA Group (dessert banana), 1435 nucleotides. RefSeq names its product alpha/beta hydrolase domain-containing protein WAV2-like. The record is from RefSeq and is a predicted model, not a curated record. Gene Ontology annotation, cellular component: membrane. Bases 156 to 1118 code for a protein of 320 amino acids. Gene Ontology annotation, molecular function: palmitoyl-(protein) hydrolase activity. NCBI's taxonomy places the organism in Eukaryota, Viridiplantae, Streptophyta, Magnoliopsida, Zingiberales, Musaceae. The transcript is spliced from 8 exons.
AUGUGCUUGCGACAGAGCAUCUUUCCCGUCAAACCGGACGCCCCGCACGUGCGAGUUAAUCUCGCUUUCGCUAUCCCCAAGGACGGCGUCUCCGGACCUGGGACCUCGUUCCGUGUUGCCGGCCACCCGUUCGACGGAAUUCCCCGGAAGCAACGAUGGUUUCGUUCCUGAAGGCGCUGGUUUACGGGGCGGGGGGCGUGGCGGUGGUGGGGAUGGUGGCGCUGGUGGCGUUCCAGGAGCGACUGGUGUACGUCCCGGUGGUCCCCGGACUCGCCCGCGCCUACCCCUUCACCCCGGCCCGACUCCGGCUUGACUACGAGGACGUCUUUCUCCGGGCCUCGGACGGCGUCCGCCUCCACGCCUGGUUCAUCAAGCACUCCCCUCCGAAGCCAGGUCCAACGAUACUCUUCUUCCAAGAAAAUGCUGGCAAUAUUGCUCACCGUCUUGAAUUUGUCCGGAUAAUGAUGCAGAGGCUGCAAUGCAAUGUAUUCAUGCUUUCUUACAGAGGGUAUGGAGAAAGUGAUGGUCACCCAUCACAGCAUGGCAUUAUCAUGGAUGCUCAGGCAGCAUUAAAUCAUCUAACACAGAGAAAAGAUAUUGACACAUCAAGAAUAGUUGUCUUUGGGAGAUCUUUAGGAGGUGCAGUUGGAGCAGUGAUUGUAAAAAAUAAUCCUGAUAAGGUUUCUUCUCUUCUAUUGGAGAAUACUUUCACGUCUAUCUUGGACAUGGCUGGCAUUAUGUUUCCUUUCCUAAGAUGGUUUAUUGGCGGCAGUGGGUCAAAAGGUCCAAAGAUUCUCAAUUGUAUUGUACGCUCACCGUGGAGAACCAUUGAUAUCAUCGGCAAGAUUAAGCGGCCGAUUCUAUUUCUAUCUGGCUUGCAAGAUGAGUUGGUUCCCCCUUCACACAUGCAGAUGCUGUAUUCUAAAACUGUAGAAAAUAAUUGGGAUUGCAGAUUUGUAGAAUUUCCAAAUGGCAUGCAUAUGGAUACAUGGUUCUCUGGUGGAGAUAGAUACUGGAGAACAAUCCAGUUGUUUUUGGAUCAGUAUGUUCCUGAGAUAAAGGAGGGCAACUUGAACUGCCAAGUUGAUGAUGACAAGGAUGGUGAUGCAGCAGGAUGAUGGGCCAUGUUUGCUGUUGAAAAGCUCGUCAAACACUCGAAUAGUGUCCCAGAUGCUCCAGCAAUUUUAUUCUCUAAUGGGACCAUCAAUCAGGUUCAUUAUUCAGUUCACCCCGGCAAUUUAACUAAUUCUUCCUGUAAUUGCCCAGAAGGUGCCGAAUUUUGUCUCUGAUCUUGUCUCUUAAACCUUCACAAUAUUGACACAUAUUGUUACAUGAAAUGGUGCUGAAAUUUUGAUUUUUGCCGAGAUAAACAUUAUACUUGUAUUUUUGAACACAAUCAUCGGAAAGUAUAAGUUUUUCUUUUGGAUUCAACAUA